AUGGAUCAAGACUUCAAUGAGGACGACUUUGAGGAAAAUUAUCAGGGAGUUGAAGUAGAAAGCGAUGAGAGCUACCAUUCGGAUGAGAAUGAGACAAGAAAACCCUCCAAGAGGACCAAGUUAAAGAAACUGAAUGCAGCAAAGACAAAAGAAAAGCUUUCGGUAGGUGGUAGUCGAAAAAAUGGGAAUGACAUAAAUGUAGGAGAUAGGAGGGGAGACUCUGGGACUGUUCUGGAACUUUUCAAGAUUCCAGCUUCAAUUCGAAACCUGACAAGAGACUAUUCGUUCAAGCAGAGAUUCACUUUGAACUAUGGAUUUAAUGAAUCGUUCUAUCAACAUUGCCUUAAAUACAAGCGACUGUGGGAAGAUAAAUUAUUUUAUGUAGAUGAAGAGCAAUUAAGAAACGAUUAUAAUACCGACGUGAAUCUAGUAAAGAAGCUAGCACCAGGAGACUUUUCACAUUUCCCCACAGCUUCGGUACAACUGAUCGAUAAGAAAACAUUGCUUUCAAAAUUUAAUGCAGUGGACUUAACUUUCACCACAGACUUUCAAGCAGCAAGUAGCUUAACAUUUGGCCAAUCAGUUGAUUUACCAAUUGAAAAUAGGAACGGUGCAUUCCUAAAUGUAGGUGGUCAUAUAACGUCCAUGAAAUGGCUACCAACAGAUCCAACGUUGGGUGGAAAAGAUGUCGAAAACCAGUACUUGGCCACUUCCAUAAUACAAUCUGAUAACUCUAAAGGAAUCAAUGAUGCUCAAUUAGGGUUAUUUUCUACCAGCACCAAUGGGAAGAUUGCUGGUGGUGUUCAGAUUUGGAAGUAUAACGUCAAGCUGAAGGAGUUUUCGCUUUACAAAUUCUAUCUCACUUCAGAGACUUUUGGCAUAGCGUCAGAUUUGUCUUGGGUGCCUUACUACAGAACUGAUAAUGUUUUGGGAGUGUUAAGUGCCACGUUCUCUGAUGGCAAGCUUCAUCUCAUUAAAAUAGAUACUAACUCAACUAAAGAUAGAGUGCCAGACUUGGGCCUCUUACUGAAACCGUCAGUUUCAUAUUCAUUACCAGAAGAAAAGAUUACUUGCUACGAUUUCUUAGGGUACGAUAAAAUUAUAGUUGGUACUUCAAAUGGGUCUAUCGGUGAGUUUAUUCUUCCCACUAUUGAUUCUACGUUUCAAACCCCAUCAUAUAUUCAAUCAGUAACGGAGGCUCCCAUAACCUCUAUAUCGGUUGCGAAAAGAGAGCUUUCCCCUUCUUCUAACAGUUACACAAUCUUAGUUAACUCUGCUGGGGCUCAAUGCUUUGCAGUAGAAUAUCCAGAUUUCCAACAUGGAAGAGUGGAAUCAUGGGCAACAAAUUCACUUAUCAAACCAAUCUAUAAUCAAAAUUUGAAAUUGUUUGUAUCUGACGAUUCUCAAGAUUCUUUAACGUACUCAUUCGUGAGGCACCCACACGAGAAGUCUACAUUCAUCAUGAAGGUUGAUGGGACCAUAACGUCAUUUCACCAAUCUGAAAUCUUAAAUCAUCCUUUAAAUUUAAACGGCAAUUCCCUCGGUGAGGUUCAUAUCAUUAAUAUAGCAAGAAAAAUUUUAAAUGGAAGUAAGGCUACCAAUAAGGUGUUGCAACCGCUAAGAUUAUGGAAAUUACUGAAAGAAGAAGGAAAGCCUGAGAUCCAUGUCAAUGGUGACCUACUUACUUCAGCACCAGAUAAGGUCACAAAACUAUCUAUUGCUCCACCAGAGAUUACUAUAUCAGCUUUAGCUUGGAAUGAGAAUCUAGAUGCUAGUUCAGUCUAUAGCGCUGCGAGUGUUUCAGGUUUACUUAUUGUAGAGAGGCUAGACAAAUAG
Messenger RNA from Dujonia railenensis, 1836 nucleotides. NCBI's taxonomy places the organism in Eukaryota, Fungi, Ascomycota, Pichiomycetes, Serinales, Debaryomycetaceae. The record is from the annotation of a GenBank genome assembly.